GGUGGCGUACGCGUGAACGGGUGUAUGAGUGUUCGAUAGUUAGAGAGGUGCUUCUUAAAUUCUCUAUCUAUACCCUGUCUAAUUUUGUCUCUGUUGGUUGGUGGGCGUGUAUGUACAUAUAUGCGAUGAAGCAAUAAUGAAAAAAGAGAAAAAUCUGUGUGAGCAAAUUGCUGUGUGUAACAAUUUUUAAGAAAAAAUAUUAAUAAAUUUUCAUGAAAUGUAGUACGAAGCACUGGUGCGAUAUUUGUUACAAAAGGAUUUAGCAAUAAUACAUACAUACCCACAUAUGCGUGUAUAUACACACACACCUACGUGCUAGUGAAAAAUUAUGUCAAUCGUUGACUCUAAAAUGGGAUAAACCACAGUAAAAGUGUUUGUUUCCACUGAAAUGAUGCGCUUCUAAAGUAUUCACACACACGCAAUAACUUGUGUUGAACAUGAAAACUCUAAGUGAGAUCAGUGUAGUCUGUUUGCUCUUCUGUGGCAUACAUUUAGGAGUUAUAGCACAAAAACACAUUCAGCAUGCCGACAAUCCAUCAACAUAUAACAUCGGCGGUGUUCUGACGGAUCCCGAGAGUGAAGCACACUUUCGGAGAACAAUAGCGCACCUCAAUUUUGACCAGCAAUAUGUGCCACGUAAGGUCACCUACUACGACAAGACGAUACGCAUGGAUAAGAAUCCGAUAAAAACCGUUUUUAAUGUCUGCGAUAAAUUAAUCGAAAAACGAGUGUACGCUGUCGUUGUGUCGCAUGAGCAAACUUCUGGCGACCUGUCACCGGCCGCCGUCAGCUACACGAGUGGCUUCUACCAGAUACCUGUUAUUGGUAUAUCCUCCCGCGAUGCUGCCUUCUCCGAUAAGAAUAUUCACGUUUCCUUUUUACGUACCAUUCCGCCGUAUUACCAUCAAGCGGACGUGUGGCUGGAAAUUAUGUUUCACUUUGGCUACACCAAGGUGAUCAUAAUACAUAGUUCCGAUACGGAUGGGCGCGCGAUACUGGGUCGCUUUCAAACCACAUCACAGACAAAUUACGAUGACAUCGAUGUGCGCGCUAGUGUUGAAAUGAUUGUGGAAUUCGAGCCCAAACUGGACAGUUUCACUGAGCAUUUGAUCGACAUGAAGACUGCACAAUCGCGUGUGUAUCUGCUGUACGCCAGCACCGAGGAUGCACAAGUUAUUUUCCGUGACGCUGCACUCUACAAUAUGACAGAGGCUGGUCAUGCAUGGAUUGUGACCGAGCAGGCACUCCAUGCCAAUAAUACGCCAGUGGGUGUCUUGGGUCUUGUAUUGGAGCAUGCCAAGAGCGAUAAGGGGCACAUAAGGGACAGUGUUUAUGUGCUCGCGUCUGCAAUUAAGGAGAUGAUGUCCAAUGAAACGAUUACAGAGGCGCCAAAGGAUUGCGGUGAUUCGGGCGUUAAUUGGGAGUCCGGUAAACGUCUGUUUCAGUAUCUGAAGACGCGCAAUAUUACGGGCGAAACGGGGCAGGUGGCCUUUGAUGAUAAUGGGGAUCGGAUUUAUGCCGGCUAUGAUGUAAUCAACAUACGCGAGAAGCAGAAGAAGCAAAUUGUAGGCAAAUUCUAUUAUGACACGGAAAAGGCUAAAAUGCGCUUACGCAUCAAUGACAGUGAAAUUUUGUGGCCUGGCAAAGAGAAGAAAAAACCUGAGGGCAUAAUGAUUCCGACGCACUUAAAAAUUUUAACCAUCGAAGAGAAACCUUUCGUUUAUACGCGUCGCCUCACAGAAGAUGAAGUUAAUUGCGACGAAGAUGAAAUACCAUGCCCACUAUUCAAUGCCACCAAUGGGAGCGAGAACGAGAAUUGCUGUCGCGGCUAUUGCAUCGAUCUACUCAACGCUCUGUCGCAUCGUAUUAACUUCACUUUCGAUUUGGCACUUUCGCCGGAUGGGCAAUUCGGUCACUACACCUUGAAAAAUGUGAGCUCGUCGACUUCGGGUGCGAUAACGUCGCGUAAAGAAUGGAGCGGUCUGAUUGGGGAAUUGGUGAAUGAACGUGCCGACAUGGCGAUGCCACUCACCAUUAAUCCAGAGCGUGCCGAAUUUAUUGAGUUCUCGAAACCGUUCAAAUAUCAAGGCAUCACAAUACUCGAAAAGAAACCGUCACGUUCAAGUACUUUGGUGUCAUUUCUGCAGCCAUUUAGCAACACGCUAUGGAUAUUGGUAAUGGUAUCUGUACAUGUAGUCGCGCUGGUCCUAUAUCUGCUCGAUAGGUUCUCACCAUUUGGGCGUUUCAAACUCUCGCACACAGACAGCAAUGAAGAAAAGGCAUUGAAUUUGAGUUCUGCCAUCUGGUUUGCCUGGGGAGUGCUUUUGAAUAGCGGCAUUGGCGAAGGAACGCCGCGAAGCUUUUCGGCGCGUGUGCUGGGUAUGUUCUGGGCUGGCUUUGCGAUGAUCAUUGUCGCCUCGUACACUGCCAAUCUGGCUGCUUUCCUCGUGCUGGAGCGUCCAAAGACGAAACUGAGUGGCAUCAAUGAUGCGCGCCUAAGGAAUACAAUGGAGAAUUUGACCUGUGCCACCGUUAAGGGUUCAUCCGUGGACAUGUAUUUUCGGCGACAAGUAGAGUUGUCUAAUAUGUACCGGACUAUGGAGGCAAACAAUUAUGAUACGGCAGAGCAGGCCAUACAGGAUGUGAAAAAAGGGAAAUUAAUGGCUUUCAUUUGGGACUCUUCACGCCUGGAGUAUGAAGCAUCCAAAGAUUGUGAAUUAGUUACCGCGGGUGAAUUAUUCGGGCGUAGCGGAUAUGGCAUUGGCUUACAGAAGGGUUCCCCUUGGACUGAUGCGGUUACGCUUGCAAUUUUGGAGUUCCAUGAGAGUGGCUUCAUGGAGGCGCUCGACAAGCACUGGAUCUUCCACGGCAACGCCCAGCAAUGCGAACUUUUCGAAAAGACACCCAAUACGCUGGGACUACAGAACAUGGCUGGCGUAUUCAUUUUAGUCGCUGCUGGCGUUGCCGGUGGUGUGGGACUCAUCAUAGUCGAGGUUAUCUAUAAGAAGCAUCAAGUAAAGAAGCAAAAACGAUUGGACAUAGCGCGUCACGCAGCAGACAAGUGGCGCGGAACCAUAGAGAAACGCAAAACCUUACGUGCAUCGCUCGCCAUGCAGCGGCAAUACAAUGUCGGCCUGAAUGCCAAUCCGGGCACCAUCAGUUUCGCCGUCGACAAGCGUCGCUACCCUCGCUUGAGCCCGCGUGCACCCGAACAAGCCUGGAAGAGCGAUGCGGAUAUUUUGCGCAGCCGACGCUACUUGGAUGAGGCCACCAAAGGCGGCCAUUCGGCAGCUAUUCAUGUGCCAAUGCUAGGAAAAAUGCGUUCGCCAGGCAAUAUAUUGCCACCGCCCAACAUAUUGCCACCACGUUACUCGCCGGGAUAUACCAGUAACGUCUCACAUUUGGUAGUCUAAGGAAGAAUCCAAUGCAAGAAGCACUUUCGCUUGCCUCGUUUAAGCAGAGCCUAAAAUAUGAAAAAAAAUUAUACAAAAUGGGAUAUGUGUGAAAUUGAUUAAAAUAUUAGGCAUCCCUUUAAGGCCGCCUACUUUGAAUUUAUCUGCUUUUUUGUAUCGCACAUGCAACGUUUAGAUUUAUACAGCCACAACGCAUAGACGUUUUGCGAGAUAUUUGGGAGCAUUUGGGAAAUGCUGUGAGAAAGAUCACAGAAUUGAUCUUACAGG
This is a messenger RNA of Anastrepha obliqua, 3680 nucleotides long. RefSeq names its product glutamate [NMDA] receptor subunit 1 (gene Nmdar1). Gene Ontology annotation, molecular function: NMDA glutamate receptor activity. Gene Ontology annotation, biological process: ionotropic glutamate receptor signaling pathway; regulation of membrane potential; monoatomic ion transport. Gene Ontology annotation, cellular component: neuron projection; plasma membrane; synapse. Lineage: Eukaryota; Metazoa; Arthropoda; Insecta; Diptera; Tephritidae. The coding region runs from base 438 to 3413 and encodes 991 amino acids. The record is from RefSeq and is a predicted model, not a curated record. The transcript is spliced from 14 exons.